UGACUGAAUUCACAUACGCCUGGAACCAAUAUUAAGUUUUCUUCUGACCAAUUUCACUUCUACUGUGUUCCACUAUACAGUGUUAGAAGCUGGAAAUUGAACUGUAACAAAGAAGUAGUUCUGGGAAAAUGCAGGGAAUGUUUCCUAAAAGCACAUACUGAGACCCUAUAUUUUUUUCUUCACGUGACGCUCACUUUGAAAUAUUUGGAUAAAAUGAGAUGCUUGCGGAAACGAUCAGCAGUAUCAUUCUUAGGAGUCCUUGUCAUUUGCCUGCUGUUCAUGAACUUGUACAUUGAAGAUGGUUAUGUCUUGGAAGGGGACAAGCAAUUAAUCAGAGAAACAGCCACACACCAGCUUAAUUCAGAGCGCUAUGUUCACACUUUUAAAGAUUUGUCAAAUUUCUCAGGAUCUAUAAAUGUUUCCUAUCGCUAUCUAGCUGGCACACCUUUGCCAAGGAAAAGGUAUCUUACAAUUGGACUAUCCUCAGUCAAACGGAAAAAGGGGAAUUAUUUGCUCGAGACGAUCAAGUCCAUAUUUGAGCAGUCAAGUUAUGAGGAACUGAAGGAAAUUACGGUGGUGGUUCACCUAGCAGAUUUUGACUCAUCCUGGUGUGAAGGGAUGGUCCAGGACAUUUCACAGAAAUUUGCCCAUCACAUCAUUGCUGGCAGGUUAAUGGUUAUCCAUGCCCCUGAGGAGUACUAUCCAGUACUGGAUGGCCUUAAGAGAAAUUACAAUGACCCAGAAGACCGUGUGAAGUUCCGAUCCAAACAAAAUGUAGAUUAUGCUUUCCUGCUUAACUUUUGUGCUAAUCUUUCUGAUUAUUAUGUCAUGCUAGAAGAUGACGUUCGAUGCUCUAAAAACUUCUUGACUGCUGUUAAGAAAGUAAUUACCUCGCGAGAAGGUUCCUAUUGGGUGACUCUGGAGUUUUCCAAACUGGGCUAUAUUGGAAAGCUAUACCACUCCCAUGACCUCCCACGCCUGGCUCAUUUUUUGCUGAUGUUUUACCAGGAAAUGCCUUGUGAUUGGCUGCUAAUCCAUUUCCGUGGGUUGUUAGCUCAAAAGGAUGUCAUCCGCUUUAAGCCAUCUCUGUUCCAGCACAUGGGAUAUUAUUCAUCCUACAAAGGAGCUGAGAACAAGCUAAAGGAUGACGACUUUGAAGAGGAUUCGUUUGACAUCCCUGACAACCCGCCCGCAAAUCUUCACACCAACAUGAAUGUAUUUGAAAACUACGAGGCAAGCAAGGCUUACAGCAGCAUUGAUGAGUACUUCUGGGGAAAAGCUCCUUCUACUGGAGAUCUCUAUGUGAUUGUCUUUGAAAAGCCUAUUAAAAUCAGUAAAAUUAAAGUUAUCACUGGAACAGAAGACCGGCAAAAUGACAUCUUGCAUUAUGGAGCCCUGGAAGUUGGGGAAAAAAUUGUAGGGAGCAAAAAAGGGAGGCAAUGUACUACUUACUUGAGACUAGGGGAAUUCAAAAAUGGAAAUUUUGAAAUGACAGAUGUGGAGCACAAAGUUCUGUUUGAUAUUAACUGCAUGAGAAUACUUGUUACCAAAAGUCAAAAGGAAUGGCUGAUCAUUAGGAGCAUUAGUAUUUGGACUUCUCAGCCACCAAAUCAAUAAGGCAAAAUUACUGAAGCUGGUCCUCCUCCUUUUGUGGUGGAGUGAAUGCCAUCGGUUGGGUCCCAACUGGUGUAAUUCCCCAAGGAGACUGACUGACUUCCAAUUAUUUACUUCUGACACUGGAAAUCUGGGGAAAUCAUAAAACAAGCAAAAGCAAUUUAUUUUGUACUAGUCCGCCAGGCAAUAUACAAACACUAGUUUGUUGGAAUGUUUGAAUUUUAUAGGAAAUGCAAACAAGUUCUCAUCCAUCACUUAAGAUUCAGAAAUCCUUCUCUUUUAUUUUAAUUUCUCCUUUGGGAAGAACUGCUGUACUAAACAAAGCCAAUGCUUUUCCAUUAUUCAGAAGUUUUGUAGGCUUUGACCAGUAUGUUGUCAGAUGAAAUUUGACUCCAUCAUAGCUACAUAUAAAUUAAUAAUCAGAUGGUAGUACAUGUUUGUACAAUAGUUGGUGGUGUAUUUGUUUGAAAGACAGUUGUGAUAAUGAAAGUCCAUUAAUGGAGCUUCCAAUUUCAUUUGAGCACUGUAAGAAAACAGUGUGGUUAAACAUUGUAACUUAUUUUAAAUGAAAAUACAUGUACAGUUAUAGAUCAGACAUGACAAUACUGUAAAAAUAGUUAAUUGCAUUCACUAUCCUGUCUCAACAAAUACGCUUUGUUCUUCUCCCAGGGUCCUGGCAUUGAAAUAGGUCACCAGUUGUAUUUUCUGUCACAUGGGGCCCAACCCUGCAAUCCUUAUUCAAGCAGUCACACGGUCAAUGGGAGUUUGCUUGAAUAAGGACUGCAGGGUCAUUCCCUGAGCUUUAAGGACAAAAUUAUCCUUUUGGAUUUUCAUGGCAGUAGUUUUCAUCUUUAAUAUUCUCUCUUCCAGCACAUUCAGAGCUCCCAGUGAUGUCAGUGGGAGAACUGCACAAAGCUGAAUACUGCCGUAUGAUCCAAGAGAAGAGUUUUGCACUCAGUGUUUAGAUCAGUGGUGGGCAUCCUGGGGCCCAUCAGGGUAAUCUGAU
Messenger RNA from Trachemys scripta elegans, 2620 nucleotides. It is a transcript of the gene MGAT4C, whose product is annotated as MGAT4 family member C. The record is from RefSeq and is a predicted model, not a curated record. Lineage: Eukaryota; Metazoa; Chordata; Testudines; Emydidae. Gene Ontology annotation, biological process: protein N-linked glycosylation. Gene Ontology annotation, molecular function: acetylglucosaminyltransferase activity. Bases 214 to 1617 code for a protein of 467 amino acids. The transcript has 4 exons.